This is a messenger RNA of Hydractinia symbiolongicarpus, 1137 nucleotides long. RefSeq names its product tRNA (guanine(37)-N1)-methyltransferase-like. Gene Ontology annotation, cellular component: cytoplasm; mitochondrial matrix. The coding region runs from base 1 to 1137 and encodes 378 amino acids. The transcript is spliced from 4 exons. Lineage: Eukaryota; Metazoa; Cnidaria; Hydrozoa; Anthoathecata; Hydractiniidae. The record is from RefSeq and is a predicted model, not a curated record. Gene Ontology annotation, biological process: tRNA N1-guanine methylation; mitochondrial tRNA methylation.
AUGGCUCUGUAUGCAAUUUUACGGCUACUUGUCAGCAUUGGCCAAUUUAUAAUAUAUUUAAAAGCUUGUUUCAGAUUUACUGCAUUUUCUGAUGAUGCCCCAAAAGCUUUUAUCUGUUUGCACAUUAUGUACUUUGACAAGUGUGCACACGCUAGCAAAAAAAGGCUUGUGAGCUUUUUGCACUAUAGCAGAGAUUGCAGUCAAAUCGAAAUUAGCCUUUACACUGUAAUAUAUAAAUGCUGGCCCAUUGAGAGACAUAGGACCCGUCAGAAAGAAAGAAUGUUGAAGUUGAUAUUCUGUUUAUUUGCAGGUACAGUUGUGAUGGAUAAACACCUUAAUGUAAAAACAGUUGUCAAUAAAACUAUUGUUGAAGAAACUUUUGGAUUUUCUAAAUUGAAAAUUCUUUGUGGUAAAGAUAAUAUGUAUGCAACAGUGCAGGAGUAUGGUUGCAUAUUUGAGUUUGAUUACUCUAAAGUCUAUUGGAACUCUCGGUUGCAUAAUGAACAUAAAAGAAUUGUGGAAAUGCUAAAUCCAAACGAUGUUGUCUUUGACGUUUUUGCUGGAGUUGGACCAUUCUCUAUUCCAGCAGCUAAAAAGAAAUGUGUGGUUUAUGCUAACGAUUUGAACGAAUUUUCUUAUGCUGAACUAAACAAUGUCUGUGAGAAUUUUACAUGUUUUAAUAUGGAUGGCCGUGAUUUUUUAAAUGAAAUUGUAUGCAAGGAAAUUUGCUCCAUUAGUCACAAUAUUACAAAGCACAUUGUAAUGAACCUGCCUGCUUUAGCUCCUAGUUUUCUUGACAUAUUUAAGAAGAAAUAUGAUAACUUUGACAUACCAUUAACCCAAUGUAACAAAGUUUUUGUGCAUUGUUAUUGUUUCUGUAAAAGUAAAACUCCACAAGAAGACGCUGAAGUAUUAGUUUCAGAAUCUAUUGGUCUUGACAUUUCCACUAAUGCUAAAACCCACCUGGUGAGAAAAGUUUCACCGAAUGAAGUAAUGAUGUGUGUUUCAUUUAAAUUAUACUGGUUUGAGUCAAAAUGCAUGUGCGAGGAGGGUGAAACCUUGGUGACACGAAAAAGACCAGGGGAAGGUGAUUUUUAUCCUGUCAUUGUGGAAAAGUCUAGACGUUCAGAUGAAUAA